This is a messenger RNA of Funneliformis geosporum, 378 nucleotides long. The record is from the annotation of a GenBank genome assembly. Lineage: Eukaryota; Fungi; Glomeromycota; Glomeromycetes; Glomerales; Glomeraceae.
UUAAGGAUACUAGUCAAGUGCAAAAGUUAGCAAACAACUCCUAUCCUGAAUUCACCUUUAAAGUUAUUAACCAGUUUAAAGGAGGUAAGGGUAAAACAGAUUCAGGGAAACGAUUAUCUUAUCAAGAGAGCUUUUCAACCAGCGGAAAUUAUGAACAUAUUCUUGAAAUUGAACCAGUGAACCUCGGAAUAGAAAAUUUUCCGCCCAUUACUCGCUUGGUUUUUGAUAUUGAUAAUUUAGAUUGGGACAGUUUUCAAGAAAAAUCCACUGAUAAUAAUUUGCCAACUAUCUCUCCACCUUCUCCACAAAACGAUGUUCUCCACCAAAAAAUGAUAAUAGGAAUAAUAAUGAUUGUUGCCAUUUUGUCUUUAAUUAUUG